AUGUGAGAUGGCCAUGUGCCCCGAACGCAAACAAACCUCUUCAGCCAAUCAUAAGACUCCCAGCUCGCCCUCCUCCUUUCCGAGCUGCUGCUGCCUGCAGUAUUGCAGCGGAGUUCGGAGUAGUCGGAACAUGCUGCCGGCGCCGUGUGGAGCUACCGAAGUGUCCCGGAAAAGAGGUGCUGAGCCGGGCCUGCUGCCGAGGCACGUCUCGGAGAGGAAGCGGGCCUGCUGGGGAAUUCUUACCAGCCAAGGGUCCUGGGCAGAUCGUUCUCCUCUCCAUGAAGCAGCUUCUCAGGGUCGGCUGCUUGCCCUGCGCACUCUGCUGGCCCAGGGCUAUCACGCCAACAUUGUCACCAUCGAUCAUGUGACUCCUCUUCACGAAGCCUGUCUAUCAGGACACGUCGCCUGUGUCAGAGCUUUACUAAAUGCUGGAGCUAAUGUGAACGCUGCUACCAUUGAUGGUGUCACUCCUCUGUACAACUGCUGUACGUCGGGGAGCGUCGGCUGUGUGGAACUGCUCCUGCAGAGCGGCGCACACACGCGUGCGCAUCACACACACUUUCCCUCAGCUUUGCACGAAGCCUGCAAGAGAGGUAACAGCCACUGUGUGGAGGCCCUGCUGUCUCAUGGAGCAGAUCCAGAUUAUGAAGUUUCCCACCUGGGCUCUCCUCUGUAUGUGAGCUGUCUGCACCGACACACAGCCUGCUCAAAGGUCCUGCUGCACAGAGGAGCAGAUGUAAGUGUGGGCAGAGGCUGCGACAGCCCUCUGCAUGCGGCUGUCAGACAGGACAGCGCAGAUCAGGUGUCACUGCUGCUCGACUACGGGGCGAAUACUAACUUCCGAGACGGCAACAAUCAGCGGCCGGUGGAGCUGGCGCCCCCUGGUGGGAAAACACACCAGCUGCUGCUGGCCUUUGAAGCUUCUCCAAGGAGUCUCUGCCAGUUGUGUCGUCUUCAGAUCAGAAAUCUGAUUGGGCGAUCCAGACUGAACUUGCUCCCUGUGCUUCCUCUGCCCGGCCUGCUCACUCACUACCUGGACUACAGAAGCAACGAGCAGUGACGCCACCGUGCACGCUGAUAUCACCGCUCUGUGGUUACACCGAGUCCGCCGACAUUUCACACGAGAACACGCAGACCUGCUGCAUGCUGUACUCGCUCUGUUGCACAGCAGAUUACUUUCAUCGCCAUAACUGACGACCUGUUUCUUUCACUAGAACUUUAGUUACAAUGGGGACAAUUUGUCUUUGUGUCCUAAACAGAAUUUGAUUGUUUUUAUUCCUUUUGUUUAGCCUAAUGACUCCUCAUGAACUUUAGGUGCUGAAACGACUGCUGUUUGCUCUGCUGGUCUUAUCAGGUCUCAGUCUGUAGGUCUCGCCUUAGCUUGGCGAUGGACAGUCUUCACCGUGAUUGAGCUGAGCGCCUGUUUCAGCCAUCAUUGUAGUUUCAUUGUUCAACUUCACCUGCUUCCAAGGGUCACGGCGAAGACAAAGAUCUGAUGACGUGAAGGCUCCAGGGUGACCGACAUCAGGCUCAUCCUGGUGACUGGAUGAAUAUAUUUCAUGGAAAUGUCCUGGACCCCAGUGUGAUGGUACCCGUCCUCCAUCAUUGCUGUUACCGUCUGAGUUCAGUCCAACACUGAUCAGAACAACACUGGAUAACCCUUCAUGACUUACUUUGCGAUUUCACUUGUAUUUAUUCAUUUCACUUCAGCUUCGUGUGUAUUUUUUAAUCUUUCUGAGCUGCUCGUUUUGUGAUGUCAUAUUUAUUUUAUUGAGUGAGGCUGUUUUCAUGUUGUGACUGCUGUAAUGUGAUCAUUUCCCAACGUUUGGGAUGAAUAAAGUGUGUCAUAUCUAA
Maylandia zebra (zebra mbuna) is the source of this 1854-nucleotide messenger RNA. Its product is annotated as ankyrin repeat and SOCS box protein 5. Gene Ontology annotation, molecular function: protein binding. Gene Ontology annotation, biological process: positive regulation of protein catabolic process; intracellular signal transduction; protein ubiquitination. The record is from RefSeq and is a predicted model, not a curated record. NCBI's taxonomy places the organism in Eukaryota, Metazoa, Chordata, Actinopteri, Cichliformes, Cichlidae.